Molecule: messenger RNA, 3647 nt
Organism: Xiphias gladius (swordfish)
Lineage: Eukaryota; Metazoa; Chordata; Actinopteri; Istiophoriformes; Xiphiidae
Gene: polm
Product: polymerase (DNA directed), mu
Exons: 11
Coding region: 329-2008 (559 amino acids)
Biological process (GO): double-strand break repair via nonhomologous end joining
Cellular component (GO): nucleus
Molecular function (GO): DNA binding; DNA-directed DNA polymerase activity
Source: RefSeq, a predicted model, not a curated record
CCGGCUGCGCGCUGGUACAGAAGUUUGCCGCUUCUUGUCUCGCUAACCUACCUCAGGAAAAAAAAAAAGAAGAAGAUGUCAGUCACGCUAAACGCUUAAUAACGCUUAAUGAUUAUGUUUUUAUGAUAACAGGCAACAUAGAAAACAAGCUAGCAGCACAGACGUGGUUGGAUGUAGGGCGGGGGUGAAUGGGGCUAAUGUCAAAGUUAGCCAGAAAUAAAUAAAAUAGUCAGUUCCUCGUACAAGACGUGGACUUUACGUGUUUGUAGGCUUCAACACCGGCGUGUUAUGUGAUAGUCUGGCGUCUCGUUUAACCGCAGAGUGAACCAUGGUGCCAUUAAAGCGAAGGAAAGUCGUCUCCCCAAAUGUCGGGAAUAAUACCGGGGCUGCCGGCGGGGGAGACGAGGCGCCAGCCAGGUUCCCUGGGGUUGUUCUAUUCCUGUUGGAAAGGAAAAUGGGAGCCAGUCGAAGAGCCUUCCUCUCUCAGCUCGCUCGCAAGAAAGGCUUUCAAGUGGAGGAGGUGUUCAGUGACGACGUCACGCAUGUCGUUUCUGAAAACAACUCUGGCGACGAGGUCAGGACGUGGCUGGACUCACGGGGCGGGGACCGAGGCCGAGCACCGGCUCACCUUCUGGACAUCGGCUGGUACACAGAGAGCAUGCGUGCGGGCCACCCUGUUCGGAUCCUGAACAGACAUAAGCUGCAGCAGAUGGAUGAAGCAGAAGUUGUGGUGUUCUCAGUACCCAGCUACGCCUGUCAGAGAAGAACCACUCUGGACAACCAUAACCCCGUCCUCACUGAUGCUUUGUCCCUCCUGGCUGAAAACGCUGAGCUCAAUGACGAGGAAGGGCGAAGUGUUGCGUUUCAACGGGCCGCCGCCGUGAUGAAGGCUCUCCCCGAACCCUUGACGGGCAUGACGCAGCUCAGAGGGCUGCCCUGUCUCGGGGAACAUUCACUGAGAGUCGUCAGAGACAUUUUGGAGAGUGGAGCGUCAAGUGAGGUCGAAUCUGUGAGGCAGUCUGAGCGGUAUAAAGCACUAAAGGUUUUGACGGGUAUUUUCGGCGUCGGAGCAAAAACAGCAGACCGGUGGAUCAGAGAGGGGAUCCACACUCUUCGCCAGUUACAGCAUUCAGGACGCGCACUCAGUCGAGCGCAACAAGCAGGUCUGGAGCACUACGACGACCUCAACCAGCCGGUCACUAAGGCGGAGGCUGACGCUAUCGGAGAGAUCGUGGAGAGAGCCGUGGUUUCUGUGUUGCCGGGGGCACGGAUUACUCUGACGGGAGGAUUCAGGAGGGGCAAGCUGACGGGUCAUGACGCUGACUUCCUGAUAACGCACCCGGAGGAAGGCAGAGAGGAUGGUCUGAUGUCUAAAGUGGUGUCCUGGCUGGAUUCACAGGGUUUCCUGUUGUACCAGAAAACUACAAGAAACUCUUACCUGGAGUCCAAGGACGGUCCUGUCCGGCCCACCUCCAACAUGGACCGCUUUGAGAGGUGUUUCUCCAUCUUUAAACUGGCCAAGGAGGAGAAGCAAGGACCAAAACCCCCAGGGACACUGACAGAAAAUGGUGUAAAAAAUCAAAAUACGGCAGAGGACGCACGCAGUCUUGGAGCCCAUAUGCAGGUAAAAGGUGAAGCCUCUCCUCCUCAGAUAGAUCAAAAUUCAGAGAAUCAGAUCCGCUCUGGCGAACAGAGACACCGUGUGUCCAGUGAAGAUGGUGGAGUGGAGGAGACAAAACCUGCUGGACACAAACCGUGGAGAGCUGUGAGAGUGGACCUGGUGGUUUCUCCCAUCAGCCAGUUUGCUUUUGCUCUACUGGGCUGGACGGGAUCCAAGUUGUUUGAGAGAGAGCUGCGGCGUUGGGCGGGGCGGGAGAAGGCCAUGUCUCUAAGCAGCCAUGCUCUGUACGCUACUAAACAGAGUAGGUAUCUUAGAGCUGCGUCGGAAGAGGAGAUAUUUGCUCAUCUUGGUCUGGAGUUCAUUCCACCGUCAGCCAGAAACGCCUGAAGAGACCCGUUGAUAAGCUGCCUCCUGGAGGGCCAAGCAAGUUCCAUGUAAGGAUAACAACUGGAGAAGGCAGAGUUAACGUAGCCUCGGCUAUCUUGAGCCUGGUUUAUACUUCUGCGUAGGAUCAACGCAGCCUGCGCAAGCGGCCUGCGCCGUUGUGAGCAGUUAUACUUAUGCACUGGUGCGUUUGCGUCACUCUGCAAUUUCACCGCCUAAAACGCUAGUUGGCCGGCGCGGUUUCUGUGCCACCGCGUGUGUACUUCAAACAGUGGCGACUGAAACUCAGCGGAUCUUGUUGGAGUUGGAGCUGACGGACGAUGAACAACUGGUACUUUUACUGAAACGACUGCAACGCAGAAAGGAGAGAAGACGUCGGAGGAGACGGUGUGUGCGACCAUUGAACCGACUGAGGCAGAAGGAGCGUGAGCUUUCUGUGCUCUGCCGGGCCACUGAGAGACACGGACAAGACAUGCCACCAAGCGGGCCGAUCGCAGUGGCUGCGGUCUGGGUCACCGUGACGUGGAGGUGCACGUCAGGCUACGGCGUAGGGUACGCGGCUGCGCCGUACCUCCAGCGUCGGUUCAACGCAGAAGUAUAAAUUGGCCUUUAAGUGGGCGUUCAGAUGGAAAAAUGGUGGGGAUGUGUUGUUUUAGGGAGCAUGAGUCCAGGAAGUGUGAGUAACAGACACAUGACUUUGUCAGACGCCAAAACGCUGCAUGCUCGUUUUACUAUGAGACACGAUUUACAAGCCUGGAAAGAGAGAUGUUUCUGUUACUCAGCCUAACGCCUAUUCAUAUAAAUGGAGUGGACAAAAUAAUACAAACCACCUGUCAGUAAAAUGCAAUACAGUUCAACAGCACCACACGCUGCAUCCUAGGAAAUGAUCAUGCAGUUGAAUCAACGCCUCUUUGAAACAGUCUCGACAAAAACUGAACAUUAAAACCUUCAUGAAAUGAGGAUUUAGUGCAGGACUGUUGGUUCAGGCUGCAUUAGUUCUAGCUGGGUGUACCUAAUAAACUGGGAACUGAGUGCAGGUACCUACACUUAGAAAUCAAAACUGAGAUCAUAAGUGCUGUGGAUUAACUUUUACCUCUGUAAUAUUGGUGCCCGUUAGAGGAAGUUUUUUUUUUUUUUUUUACUGCUGAACUCCACAAUCUGUUCUUGCCCUGAUUAUAUUUUACAAUAAAAGGUGUGUGAGUUAGGCCUGAAAGGAGAAGUCUGGUGACAGUUUAAGUUUUUCUUGUUGUCAACAAAUCCCAUGAAAAGACCACACCUGUGAACCUCAUGGUGGCGCUAGAAGAAAAGUCAGAGGAGCAGAGAAGUCAUUAGGAUUCCUCCUCCUGGCACCGUGGGUGAUUCUACCUAAUACCAUGUCAGUUCAUCCAGUAGUUGGUGAGAUAUUUCAGUCUGGACCAAAGAACAAUGACGCGGCCCAGAGUACAAAUGGUUUUUAGGCAAUUAAACACCUUAGAAUAAAAGUUAUGAUCUGUGAAAUUUGUUUUCCGUUUGCUGUAGCUCAAAUUAGCUCCAGUUCCCGAGAGACGAAAACCUGCUGGUUUCUCGUGUAUCGUUACCGAGUGAUGGGAUUAAAUCUGCUGUGUUGCAGGAGGUCAUGUUAAAAAAGAGACAUGAUAAGAAA